UCGGUCCUCUUGGGAAAUUAAAAAAAAUAAUAAAUAAAACCACCCCGAGGAGUUUUUAAAUAUUUAUCGCGGUUUUUGUCGCGUCGUGUAUAUUUCCGGUCGAUAAAUAAAAGGUUUGAACUUAGUUCAAUUAUUAUAUAGUCGGUCGUAUUGUUCAGUCGAACAUUGUCGUUUAAAGGGGCGAAAGUUCUUUUUUAGUGUAUUAAUUUUAUUGCAAGAAUGCCAAGACCACAAAGUGCAACUUCACGCCAAGAAACCGAAAUGGCUUCAAAAAGCUUAAGGGAGCUUCAAGCGGUUGGAAACUCCGGAGAUCCAGUGCAACGUUUACGUUUGCUUUGUUUGUCCAGAGGUGCCCACGGGAUAUUAGGACUUGGACGAAUGUUUCGCAGAAUGGACGAAGAUGGCAACAAGAACCUAAAUAAGGAAGAAUUCACACUGGGGUUGCGAGAAAUCGGUCUGGAAGUCACUGACGAGGAGAUCAAUGAGAUGUUUACCAAAUUCGACACUGAUGGGAGCGGUAGUGUUAAUUUAAACGAGUUUUUAGUUCAUAUAAGGCCGCCACUAUCAGAAUCCAGAAAUAAAGUCAUCCAAGAAGCGUUUAAUAAAAUGGACAAAACUGGAGACGGUGAAAUAACUAUUGAAGACUUGAAGAACGUUUACAAUGUCAAGUCUCAUCCAUUAUACAUUUCUGGAGAGCAAGACGAGGACACUAUUAUGAAGAAGUUUUUGGGUAAUUUUGAGCAGGAUGCCACCAGAGAUGGAAAGGUCACCAAAGAAGAAUUUUUCAACUAUUAUGCGGGAAUUAGUGCCUCUAUUGACAAUGACUGCUACUUUGACCUAAUGAUGAGGCAGGCCUAUAAACUUUAAUCCUUUUUGAUGCUUUAUUAUGUGUUACGCUUAGAACUGGAAAGAUAAUUAUGGAAUUCUUUGGAAUAGAACUCUGUGUACCGUUGCUAUCUUUAAAUAAGUUUAUAAGAGUGUUUUUAAGAAUUAUGUACUUUUAAAUGUUUGUGUGUGAAUAUCUCUAAUAAAACAAUUUAUUAAUCGUUAAGCAUA
Anthonomus grandis grandis is the source of this 1056-nucleotide messenger RNA. Its product is annotated as calcyphosin-like protein. Gene Ontology annotation, molecular function: calcium ion binding. The transcript is spliced from 5 exons. Bases 220 to 867 code for a protein of 215 amino acids. The record is from RefSeq and is a predicted model, not a curated record. NCBI's taxonomy places the organism in Eukaryota, Metazoa, Arthropoda, Insecta, Coleoptera, Curculionidae.